UUCAUUUAAUCGAUUCAAAUAUUUGCCCAAAGCCCCAGAGGUAAUAAUGAAUUAACGUACAUUUAUGGUUAGAGUUGUCAUGUUGAAGGCACAUUGUGGAGAGCCAAAUUUAACUAUAAUAAAUUAUAGUUAAAACUUUAUUGAAUUGGUUAAUUUUAACAUUCAUUUUAAUAUCCAUAGCAACAAUACUAUAAAAUAAUUUCGAAAGAUAUAAUAAAAACAUGUAGAGAGAAAAAAGACCAAAAGAAAAAUAUUGCAUUAAUAAUACUGACAUUGAUUAAAUUCUUCAUUAUUUAAUAGACUGUAUUAAAGAGACAAGCUCUUUACAAAAAGCACUAUAUUAUAUGGAUUUAAAUACUCUACAUUUUAAAUAUAGAAUUUAACGAUUAAAAACCUACAUUUGCUCGACUGUAGAGAACGCGACUUUGAAUAACAGUGUCGUCAUUUCCGGUAUCAUGGCCACCAAAACAGUGGCAAGAAUUUCUCAACUCGGUCCAAAACUGGGUUUCAUAGAUCCGCUGAAUCUUUGAGGCACCACCUCGGCUUUUCGGAUCUUUAAGAUCCGACUAUGGUGCGGCAGAUUGCACCAAUUUGUGCGUUUGGGUUAAAAUAUGGCAUUUAAGUCCUUGUUCGUCAUCAGUUGGUAGUUAGCUGUAAACUUUGGCUUGCAGACAAGCACUAUGCAAAGAGUUUCUGCAAAGGGCAACUAAUGAAGCAAACACUACCUAUUAUGAACCUGAUCGUAUUUAACUCAGAUUAUCGUUGAUAUUACUCAUGGCUAGCAGUUCUGGCUCCAAUGCAAAAAUGUCCAGUCCAAAUGUCAGCACACCGGCGAUGACAGUGAGCCCAGGGGCCGUGGAUCAGAAGACGAGCCCGGUGUUAUUUGAGAUUUACGGAAAGAUCUGGAACGUGCAGGCUCGUUUGGGUCAGGGCGUCUCGGCCUCGGUGUACCGGGUGAGCUCCGGCAGGGCGAGUUCCGCAGUGAAGGAGUUUCAGGCGGACGCGCAGGGUGGAGAUUACGGGUACAUCAAGGAAAGCUCUGUGCUGGAGAAGAUUCAGGGACAUAAAAAUAUCGUGACACUGUAUGGAAUGUUCACCAAUCACAAUCCAUUCGGUGUGGCCACUCAUUGCCUGUUGUUGGAGCUUUUGGACGUGAGUGUGUCAGAAUUGCUGGUCAGAGCGAGUAAUCAGGGACACUCCAUGUGGUUGAUUCAGCACUGUGCCCGUGAUGUUUUGGAGGCGCUUAGCUUCCUGCACAGAGAAGGCUAUGUACAUGCUGACCUCAAGCCCCGCAACAUUCUCUGGAGUGCUGAUGAUGAGUGCUUUAAGCUCAUUGACUUCGGCCUUAGCUUUAAAGAGGGACACCAGGAUGUGAAGUACAUCCAGACAGAUGGAUAUCGGGCACCUGAAGCCGAGCUGCAGAACUCACUGGCUCAGGCAGGUCUGGAGAGCGACUCUGGCUGCACAACUGCUGUGGACAUGUGGAGUCUGGGCAUCAUUCUUCUAGAGAUGUUCUCAGGAAUCAAACUGAAAGAAACUGUGAAGUCUCAGGAAUGGAAGGAUAACAGUUCUGCAAUAGUAGACCAUAUCUUUUCAAGCAAUGCUUUGGUUAACCCAGCUAUCCCUGUCUAUCAUUUGAGGGAUCUGAUCAAAAGUAUGCUUCACAAUGACCCGAAACUUAGAAGCACAGCUGAGGCAGCACUAAUCAACCCUUUCUUCAGCAUUCCCUUUGCACCUCAUAUUGAAGAUUUGGUUCUUCUGCCUACAUCUGUCCUGAGACUACUAAACGUAAUAGAUGACAGUCACCUGUAUAAUGAGGAUGAGUAUGAAGAUAUAGUAGAGGACAUGAAAGAAGAAUGUCAGAAGUAUGGCACAGUUGUCUCCUUAUUGAUCCCAAAAGAGAAUCCUGGAAAAGGACAGGUGUUUGUGGAGUAUGCAAAUGCUGGAGACUCCAAAGAAGCCCAAAGACUGCUGACAGGCCGAACAUUUGAUGGCAAGUUUGUGGUUGCUACGUUUUAUCCACUGAGUGCCUAUAAGAGAGGUUACUUAUACCAAACUGUGCAGUAAGGCUGCACACACAUCUCCACACAAAAAGUGUAAAUUACCUUACAAUCAUGUGACUGCUUUUAAGCUCAUGUUGUGUGUAUUAAUCUAUUGUGCUACCUUUAAUAUUUACUUGUGUCACUAAGAUCAAAAUUGUUGUGAAUAUAGGCACACAUGCAAUUAUCUUGGGUAUAACAGGGAGAAAAGUUUUAGUGCCUGCUUCCUACUUUUUUACUAAAUGAUCACACCAUAAUAAGAUGAUUAUAUUUGCAGUGUGAUAGCUGGUUGCCAGACAUUUAAUACUUAUGCUUCCAUACUUUGUCAUUUUGAUUAUUUAAUUUUUUUUUGCAGUGGCAUUGAUGCUCUGCUUUAGUUUACACUGCCUUCUAAACAACAGAUCACUUUAGAGACUAGGUUUACAUGCUCUUUGAAUGUCUAUAAUUCCAACAUUGGCAGUUUAUGUGGCCUGUUUUCUUCCGUUGUUAGUUUUAGUGAUGGUAUGUUGGUAUUUCCAGUAAUUAUGCACAUAUUUAUAAACUACUUGCGAAAUACACUGGCCUGCAUGCACUGUGCCGUGGUUAACAUUUAUGUUCGACCAUGAAAGCUGUUCAACCACAUUUAACCGAAGAUGGAAAUCCAUUAGCAUUUGCUGAGAGAGCACAAACACGACAGAGCGGGUAGCCUUGUGCUGUAGAUCAUUCUUAAGUGACUUUUUUUUUGCUUAUUCAGGGUUGACUGGAAUGAGACUCCGUGUCUAACACAAAAGCCACAAUCUGUGUCUCAUCCAAAAUGUUUGUCAAAACCUCUCUGAAGAUGUUUAUUGAACCAUAUACUGUUGUUUUAGAAUUUCAAACUUGAAUUCCAAAGUAUAAUAUUA
This is a messenger RNA of Ctenopharyngodon idella (grass carp), 2920 nucleotides long. It is a transcript of the gene uhmk1, whose product is annotated as U2AF homology motif (UHM) kinase 1. Gene Ontology annotation, molecular function: ATP binding; RNA binding; ribonucleoprotein complex binding. The transcript is spliced from 8 exons. Gene Ontology annotation, cellular component: nucleus; neuronal ribonucleoprotein granule. Gene Ontology annotation, biological process: regulation of protein export from nucleus; positive regulation of translational initiation; peptidyl-serine phosphorylation. The record is from RefSeq and is a predicted model, not a curated record. Bases 775 to 2067 code for a protein of 430 amino acids. NCBI's taxonomy places the organism in Eukaryota, Metazoa, Chordata, Actinopteri, Cypriniformes, Xenocyprididae.